Molecule: messenger RNA, 2290 nt
Organism: Dendrobium catenatum
Lineage: Eukaryota; Viridiplantae; Streptophyta; Magnoliopsida; Asparagales; Orchidaceae
Product: BTB/POZ domain-containing protein At1g30440
Exons: 6
Coding region: 291-2180 (629 amino acids)
Molecular function (GO): protein binding
Source: RefSeq, a predicted model, not a curated record
UUCCCCACAUGGGAUUAGGUGUGCGCCAUAAUUUUCUGCAAUAAUUAUUGACAGAAGGGAAACUAUUAACUUAUUUUUCCCUAUGGUUUUGGAACAGUUCAGCAAUCUUGUUGGUUACUGCUUCUCUUCCAAAGAGAAUCUCCCUUCCCUCCUUCAACACACAUUUCUAGAAGUCGAUUCUCUAAAAUAUCGACUUUUCUUACCGCAGUCGCGGUCGCCUCCUGCUAACACUAACCUGCAACUUCGUCUGAAGUUCUAAGGAGAGGCCAAAGCAAGCGACUGCAUAGAAGAUGGCUUGCUUGAAACUGGGAUCAAAACCUGAUGCCUUUCACCGCCAAGGGCUGGCCUGGUUCUGCCCUACCGGCCUUCCCAGCGAUGUUACAGUUGAAGCUGGGGAAAUGUCCUUCCAUCUUCACAAGUUCCCUCUUUUAUCCAAGAGUAUACUUCUUGAAAAGCUGAUUGCUGAGCAAUGCAAGGAAGAAGAGGAGGGCUGUUUUAUUAAGCUUCCUGACAUUCCUGGUGAUUCAAAAUCCUUUGAACUAGUCGCCAAGUUUUGCUAUGGCGUGAAGCUAGAACUGACUGCUUCGAAUGUGGUAUCCCUUCGCUGUGCCGCUGAGUUUCUACAAAUGACUGAAGAAGUAGCCGAGGGGAACUUAAUUUCACAGACUGAAACAUUCAUAAACCAAGUUGUACUCCUUAGCUGGAAAGAUUCCUUGAAAGCCCUCCAAACAUGUGAAGAUCUUCUUCCUUACGCUGAAGAUCUUAACAUUGUGAAACAAUGCAUUGAAUCAUUAGCUGUUAAGGCUUGCAAAGAUCCGAAUUUGUUUGGUUGGCCUAUGAUGGAGCAUGGAUCGAUGCAAAGUCCUGGUGGCAGUGUCCUCUGGAAUGGAAUAAGUACUGGAGCUAGAACAAGAAUUUGUAGCUCUGAUUGGUGGUAUGAAGAUGUCUCAUCUUUGAGUUUUCCUACAUAUAAGAGGGUGAUAGCAGCAAUGGAAUCCCGAGGUAUCAAACAAGAAGUUAUUGCUGGUUCUCUAACCUGCUAUGCGAAGAGGUAUAUUCAUGGAUUAAACAAGAGACAGAACACAUCAAAUGCAACCUUGGAUACUGCACCGUCCGAGGAGAAACAAAGAAAUCUUCUUGAAGAAAUUGACAGAUUAUUGCCCUUUCAAAAGGGCGUAACAUCGACAAAAUUUCUGUGUAAUCUUCUCCGCUUUGCUUUGAUAUUGAAAGCAAGUUCUACGUGUGUGUCUAACCUGGAAAGUAGGAUAGGAAUGCAACUGAGUGAUGCUGCUUUGGAAGAUUUGCUGAUGCCUACAUUUUCAUACUCCAUGGAAACACUUUAUGAUGUUGAUUGCAUACAGAGAAUUCUCGAGCACUUCCUAGCCAUGGAUCAGGAGAUUGGUGGUGCCUCUCCAGAUCUUGUAGAUGAUGAACAAUUGAUCGGUUCUCUGUCAUUGACGCCAAUAACCACUGUGGCUAAACUUAUUGAUGGUUUUUUGGCCGAGGUUGCAUCUGAUGUUAACUUGAAGUUACCAAAGUUUCAGUCACUUGCAGCUGCUGUUCCUGAGUAUGCCCGUCCCUUGGAUGAUGGGCUUUAUCGUGCUAUCGAUAUAUACUUGAAGGCACACCCAUGGAUAUCAGAAUCAGAGAGAGAGCAACUUUGCCGGUUGAUGGACUGCCAAAAGCUCUCUCUUGAAGCCUGCACUCAUGCAGCACAAAAUGAGAGGCUUCCUCUAAGAGUCAUCGUCCAAGUUCUUUUCUUUGAGCAGCUUCAACUUAGAACCUCCAUUGCCGGAUGCUUCCUUGUCUCAGAUAACCUUGAUGGUGGUUCUCGAGCACUGAGAAGUGGUCAUGUGGGCCCAACUGAGGGUGGUGGUUGGGCCAUUUCUAUGAAGGAUAACCAGAUAUUGAAGGUUGGGAUGAAUCACAUGAGGAUGCGUGUCUCUGAACUUGAGAAAGAGUGCUCGACGAUUAGGCAAGAGAUCGAGAGACUGGGACAGGGGAGAAGUGGGUGGACUGUUGAUCCUAAGAAGUUUGGCUUCAAGCUCAAGUUACUGAUGUGCAGUGCAAAGGAGGACUCAGUUAAUGGCCAUCAAAGGAGCAAAAGUGAAAAGAUUGAGAGGCUUCAUGCAAAGCUUCCAAGACAUAAGAGGAGCACAAGUAUAUCGAUUGAAAAGUAAGCUACCCUACUCAGCUACUUCAUGUUAGUUUUAUUUUUGUAUGAUUUAUACGUUUCAUUCUUUUCAAUUGACAAUCUCUGAUGGAUCUUUAUCCUCUCUUGUUGGCUCUA